GAAGCAUUUCUCGUAAGCGAUCUGUCUCUAGACCACGAGAGACAGAUAACCCCGACUGGUGCUGGUAUCAUAACCAGUAUGGAAAUUUUCCAGAAAUCGCAGAAAACCCUGCAAUUUUCCCAACACGAAACCGACUGAUUCGAAAAGCAAUUCGGGAAACUUCCAAGCCAGCACGCGUUAACGGCAACCGUAGCCGGCGAACAAAGCCGUCUGUUAUUCGUCACAGAUGUGACAACGAGAGUUCGCUACCUCGUCGACACUGGCGCAGAAGUUAGCGUUCUCCCUGCGAAUUUCAACGACCGACUUCACGAAUCGACCCUAAACUUACAGGCGGCAAACGGAAAACCUAUCGCUACGUAUGGCAAAAGGUACGUUUACCUUAACGUGUGUUUACGCAAACCCAUUCACUGGAUCUUCGUUGUCGCAGAUCUUUCUAUGCCAAUCAUUGGUAUGGAUCUUCUACAACACCAUAAUCUGAUCAUCGAUAUGCGCAAACGGAGGCUAGUAGACGGAAACACUAAUUUAUCCGUUUGCGUAACUUCUUUUACCGAUUGCAAAUUAUCCCCAGUCACAAUUAAGCAUAUGACAGACCCAUUCUAUAAGCCACUACUCGAUAAGUACCCUGGGAUACAACAAACUCAACCGAGAUUACCGUGUGUAACCAGCAACGUUACACAUCACAUCACGACUACAGGACCACCUGUAUUCUCUAAAGCACGACGACUAGCUCCCGAAAAGCUAAGGUUAGCGAAAAACGAGUUCGACCAUAUGAUAGACUUAGGAAUCAUACGGCCGUCAAGUAGCCCAUAUGCAUCUCCGUUGCAUAUGGUCCUUAAAAAGGAGAGCAACGAUUGGCGUCCAACUGGUGACUAUCGGCGAUUGAACGCGAAAACCAUUCCCGAUCGUUACCCGUUGCCUCACAUUCACGAUUUGACAGCUACCUUGAAAGGUACAACUGUCUUUUCGAAAAUCGACUUGGUUAAAGCGUAUAACCAAAUUCCUAUGGCUACUGACGACAUACCGAAAACAGCCAUCAUAAUUCCCUUCGGACUCUAUGAAUUUUUGCGAAUGCCUUUCGGUCUAAAAAAUGUUGUUCAAACAUUCCAAAGAUUCAUAGACGACGUUUUUCGAGGUCUCAACUUCGUACAUGCGUAUGUUGACGACUGUUUAAUCGCAAGUCCGGACAGAGAAACACAUCUCAAGCAUCUGGAUCUUGUUUUCGAACGAUUACAAAAACACGACAUUACUGUAAACGUUCAGAAAUGCCAAAUCGGAGCUGACUCAUUAGACUUCCUAGAACACACUAUCGAUGCUCAAGGUAUCCGACCCCUUAGAACCAAAGUGGCGGCCAUUCCGGAUUACCCAGGACCGACCACCGUCAAGCAAUUACGCACGUUUAACGGCCUCGUAAGUUUCUAUAGACGUUUCAUACCGAAACGCGCAUUACUUAUGAAACCUCUGACCGACCAACUUCGUGGAAAUGCGAAAUCCAUUAAGUUGGACGACACCGCACGAAAAGCAUUCUCCACAGUUAAGGAACUGAUUGCUAAAACAACAAUCUUCGCACAUGAGGACACCGAAGCACCCAUUAGUAUCGCUGUAGACGCAUCCGACUCAGCAAUCGGAGGAGUCUUACAACAAUGGGUUAACAACUACUGGCAACCCUUGGCAUUUUUCUCUAGACGGUUGCUAGACACCGAAUCAAGGUACAACACAUUCGGUAGGGAACUCCUAGCUAUGUAUUGUGCUGUACGGCAUUUCCAACACUACAUCGAAGGCCGUGAAUUCACUCUUUUCACGGACCAUAAACCGCUCACUUUCUCGUUAAGCUCUCCUUCUGACAAGUACUCUCCCCGUGAGUCUCGACAACUGGACUACAUUACACAGUUUACUUCAGAUAUUCAACACAUCUCUGGAGCAAACAAUGUAGUUGCAGACGCCUUAUCUCGCAUAACUUCCUUGAACAGUUUCCAAGGAAUCGACCUUCUUAAACUCGCCGAGCUUCAAAAAGAAGACAGUGAUCUUCAGCACGAGUUAUCGUCCACAACACUUAAACUACGCAUCAAACAGAUGGGAACAGGUAAGGAAACCUUACUUUGUGACACAUCUACAUGUAGGGAUCGCCCAAUCGUGCCGAAACAUUAUCGACGCAAUGUCUUCAACACAUUGCACAAACUUUCGCAUCCAGGUGUUCGUGCAACCAUCAAGCUUAUAGCAGAACGGUUUUGCUGGCCUGGCAUGAAUAAAGACGUGACGGAGUGGGCACGCUCCUGUGUAAGCUGCCAAAAAUCUAAGGUCAUCAGACACAAUAAAUGUCCCUUAGGCUCAUUUAAAACUCCCGAUGCUCGUUUCGACCAUGUUCAUCUGGAUUUGGUAGGACCUUUACUAGAUUCAAAUGGAUACUCUUAUCUCUUAACCUGCGUAGACCGUUUCACUCGAUGGCCGGAAGCAGUACCUAUCAAGGACAUCACUGCUGAAACAGUGGGUCGCGCCUUCGUCGAACGAUGGGUAGCAUCGAUCGCUUGAAAGCAGCAUAUUUAGAAGGAAAUCCUAUCUACAUCGAUUUUCCUUCGGUACAAUCGCACAACACGACUCCUACACUCAUAAUUCCUCAACCGACAACCAACACUAGCGAUGAUACUCCGAAUGUAUCUGAAAAUAAACUUAAAACGACGCGUUCUGGAAGAAGAGUAAGAUUUCCAGAACAUUUAAACGACUACUGCACGUAAGGCACUACUCGACAUUUUAUAUUAUCCCGAUCUUUCUUUUUAACGAUAUAUAAUUUUUUUUUAAAAAGACAAUUUUAUUAUGCUUAUAUAUUUAUAUUUUUAUUAAGAAAAAAACAAAACAUAAAAAAACAUUUUUUUAACGCUAUUACGUGUGCCGACAUUGUGUUUUUACGCACAUACGGGUGUAUUUCGACAUGCACUUACAUCUUCUUUUUUCUUUUCCAGGACGGCUGGAAAAGAACAAUGCAGUUUACGAGGAGUCGAAAUUUUCGUUGUAACUCUUUCUUUUUUACUAUGUUGUACCUCGGUCUCAUAUAGUAAGGAAAGACGACCAGCCGCUGCUACACUUAGUAAGCUAUCAGAAGAGUGUUUACUAACGACAAACACGUUGGGUUUAAACUUCUGGUUGGCCACGUCUUAGCGUCGUCACUGCCCCACUAGAGGGGGGAGUGAUCUGUAGCGGUAAAUAAAUCCCCAAAAUAAAUAGCACUGUAAGUUUUCGACAUUGGAUGCUGACCAUAUGUUUUAGUGGACUCAUCUAGCUGAAGGCGCUCGGUCAUGCAUCCGCACCAGAUCACGUGUGGUAACGCCGUGCUCAACAUCAACCGCAAUCGCUGGUCAGAUUAGAUCAGAGAAUUCCGAUAUAUUGGUUAUCGCCAAAUACACUCUUCCGAUCUCCUCGACUCUGUCUUUUGAUUUCUCUGGGUGGGUACAAAUCAUAUUAGAAGGUGUUAUUGGUAGAAGCGUUGUCAAACACUGAAUACAUGUAACAUCCUUCAACUCCGACAUAACGUAGGAGGUCACACCAUUCGCGACCAACAGGAGCAGAGCUUGAUCAUCCAAACAGGUCACCUAAGUUGGUGCUCUACAAGUAAUAAGUAAUAACGGUAAAUGAAAUGCAAGAGUCAUUUGACCAAUCACCGGCCAACAACAACAAAAAUUCCUAACAAACAAUGAACUCACCUCAGUUUCAGUUAGAUGGAGCGAAACUAAGCAAUCUAUACAUGACCAAUCAAAGGGCAGUAAAACAAAGAACCAUCUCAAGUAAAACAUGAAUGUCACAAUUAGUACGAUGACAAACUGUUUAUCGGAAUGCAAACAGGAAGAGCAGCACUUACAAGAUAAUAUACAUAUUAGACGACAAUAUGAUGACAACUGUUAUGUAAAUGAAAUCUAUCUGAGAAUUACGUUUUGGGUAAGCAUCACAAAUGGAGUUCUCCGAAUUACUAAGUGUCCUUCUACAUGAUUGACACACCGCGUGUAAAGAAGGAUAAACCCAUACUACUCCUUCGUAUUUGGAUUGUUGAUGCUUGAAUCGACAUAUAGUUUGACGGUAGAAUUCCGUCCUCAGAUUACUUGAGA
This is a messenger RNA of Schistosoma guineensis, 4091 nucleotides long. Lineage: Eukaryota; Metazoa; Platyhelminthes; Trematoda; Strigeidida; Schistosomatidae. The record is from the annotation of a GenBank genome assembly.